Messenger RNA from Dalotia coriaria, 2986 nucleotides. Its product is annotated as ras-related protein Rab-37-like. The transcript is spliced from 6 exons. The record is from RefSeq and is a predicted model, not a curated record. Gene Ontology annotation, molecular function: GTP binding; GTPase activity. Lineage: Eukaryota; Metazoa; Arthropoda; Insecta; Coleoptera; Staphylinidae. The coding region runs from base 1003 to 1818 and encodes 271 amino acids. Gene Ontology annotation, biological process: regulation of exocytosis.
GUUAAGCGGUUGUCAUGGAUACGAUAAUAAUCAACUCGCUUAAAAUUUAAAACAACGUAUUUUUAUUCUGUUCAUGCAGGCGACAACUUGCAUCCUGUAAUUUGCAAAGUACUAUUUUUGGUCAUGCGGUUGGUGUUGCCUAGAUACGAUUUUGGGGACGGAAACGACGCGGAAAUUUCGUAAAGCAAUGAAGACGGCGAUGGCUACCCACGCAGUCGCCGCGUAAGGGUAGUGGAAGUAGGAACGGACGUGGGGGUGGUAUUCAUUCGUCGCAAACUCACAGUCGUCUGGUCGCGUUGACGCGAAACGUGCGUGUUUGAAAAAUUUUACACUGAGCACAAUUAAAUUUAAAUUUAAUAAAACAAAACUUUUUAAUUAAAAUAUUUUAAUUAUCUAAAUAUCAUUGUAUAUUGCGAUGAACAUGCAGGUUAAUUUGUGAGAUUAGUCAGAUUUGCUUGUGGAAAUGUUGGAAAACAAAUAAUCACAUAUACAUACAUGAACAAUGGUUUGGUGUGUUUGUUACGUGCGCUGUGACGUUUCGCGACGCUCGCGUUGCUGAUAACGAAAAAAUACUUAUUAUCGCCCUCGGAUUUCGACAGCGUCGAAGCACAGGUGCUUGCGGCGUGUUGGCCACGAGUAACGAACGCAAUACGAACACGAACUCCUAAAUUAAAACGCAGCUAAAACUGCUAACGAUCAACAAGUGAAACGGUUGUAACUUGCAAUAAUAAGAAAAUCACGUUCAGCAUUAAAUAUAAAAAACUUGCACAAGUUUUUAACGAGCACAAAAAGUGCAGUGACAUAAAAAACAAUAAAAGUGUACAAUAACAAAAGUAAAAUAUAUAUUUAGUUGACUAGAAAUGUGUAAACAUGUUAGAUUUAUUACAAGACUUCAACUAUUAUUAGACGUUGAUUGCAUGAUAACAAAUGAAAGAAAGUGAAUUACAAGUAUUACAGUAUUUGAUGAUUAAAAAAAUUAAUUGAGUGAUAAAAACGGUAAAAAUGUUAAAUGAAGAGACAUAUGUGCGUAAAGUGGUACAGGUGAAGCCGCACGUGGACGGUGAUGGAGACGGUGGCGAUGGCGACGACACGGUGGAUGCUGGCGGCGGUGGUAGCAGAGGAUCCAGUGGUGGUUUGUCAUUAGAUCCGAUGCUCUGCUUUGCCACGCGCAGGCAAUCGCUCAAGCGCGACGACUCCGAACAAUACGAUAUCGUACAAAAGGUAAUGCUCUUGGGAGAUUCCGGCGUUGGAAAGACCUGUCUGCUGGUGAGGUUUCGCGACGGACUCUUUCUCUACGGCAAUUUCAUUUCCACCGUAGGCAUUGACUUCCGGAACAAGGUGGUCAAUGUGGAUCAAACGCGUGUAAAACUACAGAUCUGGGACACUGCCGGACAGGAGCGAUUUCGCAGUGUCACACAUGCGUACUAUCGAGAUGCACACGCUUUAUUGUUAUUGUACGAUGUGACGAACAAAACUAGUUACGACAACAUUCGAGCGUGGUUAGGUGAAAUCCGGGAAUAUGCUCAGGACGACGUUGUUAUAAUGCUCAUUGGUAACAAAGCCGACGCCGGGGUGGAUCGCGCCGUUCGUCGGGAGGAGGGAGAGCGCUUGGCGCGCGAAUAUAAUGUUGCUUUCAUGGAGACAUCGGCGAAAAGUGGACAGAAUGUUGAAUUGGCAUUUUUAGCAAUUGCAAGAGAAUUAAAAUUUCGACAAACAGGAGAACACGAUGAAAAUCGUUUCAGUGUACAAGAUUAUGUGCGUGCGCAAACAGCUAGCAACAAACCCGCACAACAAUGUCCUCCCUGCAACACCAAUUGAACAAUAAAUAUUAGGUAAUUCCACUGACCGUUUCAAGAAAAUGAAUAUUGCUGAAUUUAAAACAAGGCUUCCUAAAAUUUGUUACAAACAAAUCAAAUACACAUUUAAAUUUAUAAAAACAAUAUGCUUUUAGUGUUCAUAUGUUAAUAAACAUUACGUAGGGUGAUAUCAUCAAAAUUAAUAUUCAUCAUGCUAGAAUCACCCUGUAUAUAUUAAUAUGAAAUAGAUACACUGAAAACAACAAUAUGUAACGUUGAUAAUAAUCAAUAACUGAUAAAAAUUUAUAUUGAAUUUACAAAUGUUCAGUAUUAAUACUAAAACCAAAACACACGAGCUACAAAAACGACUUUGGCAUAGAAUAGGAAAUGCUAACUCAAUGAAAUUUAGAGAGAUUUUUGUAGGCAGAGGGCACAGACUAUUUAUAAUUAAAAUUGAAUAUAUACAAGCCUAAUGCAUAUCACCAAGGAAUGACAUUUGAAAGGAUAUCAAUCAAUUAAAUCAAAACUGAUAUAAAAUUACAGCUAAAAAUAAGAGGCCAUAGACCAAAUAUAAAAUAAUGCUAAUAAAUUUUAAAAUUAGGGCCUAUUAUUCCAAAUUUAGUUUUUUGACUAGUCAACGUUUUAAAAAUUUUAAACAUUUUUUAUCAUUAGAAUUGGUUAUUAGUAUGGAAGAAGUGUCAAAUAGUAAUGGUAAUGGUAUCAUCUAAGUAAAGGAUAUAUAGAGUGUUGCACUUGAAUAAUUAAUGAAAAUACAAUAUUGUUGUUAAAUAUGCAAAGUUUAAAUUUUAAAGUGCAAAUAUUCUUUGAUAAUAAUAAUUUUUGAAAAUCAGUUACAUCAAAUUGUUGUAUGACUUUGUUUGUCUAAAUGUCUAAGUGUUGUGCAAUAGCUACAAGCACUAAUGUAUGUAUAAAAUACAAGUUAUGUAUGUCAAACUGUUAAGAUUACUCCUUAACUCUAUUUUAAUUGUGUGUUAUUAUUACUUACCAAGGAUGCUAAAUAUGUGUUAAAUAAUUUGUAAUUUAUUAUGAUAAUAUUUCUACAAGCAUACCAAGUACUUACUAAGUUUGUGUUAUUGUUUAAAGAAUGCCAAUUACAUGUUUUAAAUAUAUUAAGCAAAGCGACUACGAUAAAUUAUAAUCGAAUAUAUGAAAUAUAUAUUUACAAUGUG